Anneissia japonica is the source of this 4061-nucleotide messenger RNA. RefSeq names its product deleted in malignant brain tumors 1 protein-like. Bases 314 to 2272 code for a protein of 652 amino acids. The transcript is spliced from 9 exons. NCBI's taxonomy places the organism in Eukaryota, Metazoa, Echinodermata, Crinoidea, Comatulida, Comatulidae. The record is from RefSeq and is a predicted model, not a curated record. Gene Ontology annotation, cellular component: membrane.
UGAAUCACUCAUAAAUUCAAUUCAAACUAGAGACUACACAGCGAUAGUGAUGGCAACUGGAUAACCGAUGAUUCAUUCAUUCCUGCGUGUUAGUGCAUGUUUUCACGAAAUUAACUGUUUGUCGUUUAUUAUUCUUAUGGUGGUUAACUACAGAACAUACGCAAAUUUCGUCAAAAAACUAUCAAUCAAAUAUGCGAUGUACGAUUAGUAUAUACACAUUGGACGUCGGACUGGAAUAUAUUCAUACAAAUAACGUCGCCUGCUUAGAUUACUACAGAACAUACGCAAAUAUUGGAGAAAAAACACCAAAAGUAUGCAAUAUGCAAAGAGUAUUUGGAUACUGUGCAUCGGACUGGAAUUGAUAAUCAUACAAACAACGUUGGCUGCUUAUGUCCGCCUUCGUGAUGGUCUUACACCUUAUGAAGGACGAGUUGAGGUGUUUCGCAAUGGAACUUGGGAUAGUAUUUGCAGCCGAGGAUGGGAUCUAAAGGACGCUGAAGUAGCUUGUCGGCAACUUGGAUACUGGAGAGGUGCUAUGUUUACAAGGAUAGGUCAAAAUGGGAGAAGCCGUAGCAAGUACAUGCUAUCCAAUAUCGCCUGUACAGGCUUAGAAACUGCUGUUCAGGAUUGUCACCAUAAGAAUGUUCUCACAAGUAAUGAUUACUCAACAAUUGAAGAAGAGGAAUGCCCAGCAACGUUGGCUGCUGGUGUCACGUGCAACGUUCCUGGAUACCAGGGUUGCUUUAAUCAUUUGUCAAAUGCAUUAGCUCUUCGAAGAGUUUGUACGUCUGAUUCCUCAAUAACUGUUAAUGUGUGCGCGGCUUAUUGUAGACGCAAAGGUUAUGCAUACUCUGGUGUUACACACGGUCAAGAAUGUUGCUGUGAUAACCAGGAUCCACGAACCUUCUCCGAGAAGCGAACUAACAACUGGGAUUGCGCUUUGCCGUGUGCUGGAGAUAAUUCACAGGCUUGUGGUGGCAAUCUUUACAUCGCUAUUUACAAAUCAGAAAUUGGCUCAUGUGGUGCAGUUUACACUUCUCGUUCUGGAUACAUAACUUCUCCAGCUUUCCCAUCAACGUUAAGCUUCGAUUCAGCCUGUCAAUGGACAAUAAAGGCACAUGUCACGACGGUCAUCCAUCUUAAAUUUGAGAUGUUUCAACUCGGACCGUCGGAUAACAUGACACUCACGACCAAGAUGAAUCGCAGACUGAUAUUGGAGGGAAAUCAAUUCCAAGGCGUCAUUCCCGUCAUUGAUCCGGUGGUGACAUCAGAAUUGGUGGUAGAAUUGAACACUGGACAGACUGAUAUUUAUUUGCAGCGUGGAUUUGUAAUGCAUUUCAAGACUAAUUCAGGAACAGAAGCAAUCCCAAGCCAGCUUCCAAGUCUAAAUCCUGGACAAGUUCAAACAACAUCACAUUAUAACGAUGAUAUUUAUCCUGAUAAUAUGCAUCCCGGAGGACUCUUUUCUAAGGAAUUAUUGAUAGCAGUAAUUAUUGUGUUUGGAGUAAUUAUGAUCGGGUUGGUACUCGCAUUAACAUGUAGGUUUUAUAGUGGCAAGAAUCAAGAAAAGGAACAAUUUGUUAAAAUACAACAGCCAAAGCGAUUACCUGAAUUCUAUAUUGAACCACCAGCUGAUCAUUAUUAUAACCUUCUUCCACUUCGUAGCCAAUCAAAGCGUUUCAAGUCUAAGCCAACUGUGUGUUUAAAUGAGUAUAGUGGACGGCCAGUAAUGACUAACAAACCGCCAAUAAAACCAAAGCCAAAAAUGACAAAGUCACCUAUGUAUGGUGUAAGUGUCCCAUUAGUUACGAAACCUCCACCAUCAAUGCAGGUAGAUUUAAUUUCUCAGCCACAAUAUCAAAAUUUAGGCCUACCAAUAAAAAACGUUCCGGGUCAAACCCCAUUAAUUAACCAUGCCAGUCCUUAUGAUUAUCAGCCUAUACGGUUUACAACAUUGCAGCAAAAAUCGUGUGUAUUACCUGUUGCAGAUAGUAUUACGACAGUCGAAUAUAGUACACCGUCGUCCGAUUUUCAUUCAAACAAUUUGGGGUUACACAGUGUGCGUACACAGCCACAGACCCGAUGUCCCAUUUUUAAUCAACAAACUAAUUUUCAUAAAAAAUUUGGUAAUAUAUUAUCAAGUAAAGGCAGUAGAAAAAACCAGUAUGAUGAAAUUGGCUUCAAGGUAACUCCAAGAAAAAGAAACAUGUCGCAGAUAUCAAACUCAUCUAGGGACAGUGAUUUAGAUGGUUAUUUAAUACCUUGUAAAUAGAUGCAUUUAUUAUUUUGGUGGUUUUUUUUCUAAAAACAAUAUUUGAAAAUUUAGAGUGGUCUCAGGGUUCGGUCUCCAAUUAGAAACCACUGACUAAGGUCUCUAAACAGACAAUGUCUGAAUAGUAGUCUCCAGAAGCAGCAUAAUUGGAUGGUGAUAAAAUACUAAAACCUCUAAUAACAAAAAACCAAGCUGCAAGUGGUCAUCAAUGACUGCAUCAUUAAAAAGAAACUCCGGACACAAUUAGAACUAAAAUGCAAUAGAUGGUAGGCCGCAAUGAUCAGUAGUCUCCAAAAGCAGCAUAAUUCGAUGGUGAUGAAAUACUAAAACCUCUAAUAACAAAGACCAAACUGCAAGUUGUCGCCAAUGACUGAAUCAUUAAAAAGAAACUCUACAAAUCCGGACACAAGGACUAAAAUUCAGUGGACAGCAGGUCGCAAUAUAAUUAUCCAAGUUAAUCUGUAGGUUUCUGAUGAGGUCAACUUAUUUUAAGCUUUUAACAAUGGUAUUUUAAUUUACAAAACACUGAGGGAUACCAGUAUUAGUGUACAGGAUACAGUACCAUGAAUAUAGGCAUAUUUCUUAAAUAUAAUGAGCAACAGUGCAAACCAUUGAAAUUGAAUGUUUGAAGAACACGAUAUUAAAAUCGGGAAGCAGAACAUCAAUGCAGUUCUUACAUAUCCGGUCACUAUUGCAGUGUGCACACCCACGUCGGACUCCUCUUCAAGUGGGUACAUUUACAAAAAAGAAACCCUGAAAACUGACAAUAAAUUCCUUAACUUUUUUUUAAAAUAUGUGAUUCGGUCAUUAAAGGCUGAUUUAUUUUUGAGUGGAUGUUGUCUAAGAAAAAAAAAUAUUUUGGUUAGUGAGCAUUUGUUAACAAUGCCGAUAUAGUGUGCCCUUUAUUAAAUUUAACAUUAGUUAUAUUUGUGUUAUAUUCUAAAAUAUGGUAGCAUAUACAGUUAUGUCGGAUAACCCUCUCAAAUAACAGUACUGAAAACAGCCAGAAUCAGCAAGCCAUCGGGCUCCUUCCACUGGAUAGACCCCUUCGAGAAUCCCACGGAUUUCUACACUUCAAAGUUAAAAUCUGUGGAAACAUUGUAAAUCAUUGUUAGAUAUGUGAUAAUUAUGUAAAAUGAACAUCUCUGUUAAAUACUGGACAAUCAUUGUUGUAAAUAACAGUGCAUUUGUUGUUAAUAUACUUUUCCAAAGUGGUCUUGUAGAUUGUCUUUUCACAUGGGACUUUUAGUGGUCAUUGUCUUUGAUUAGAGGUGUCUCAGAUUUAGAUGGUGAAUAUAGUGUAAAAGAUAGGUGAUGAGUUGGUACUUUGAUAAAGAAAUAGGGGGGCCUCGAUUUGGAGGGUUAACUGUAAAAGUAACUUAUUAUAUAAUAAUUAUUUAAAUUAUUCGAAAUUGUUUUUUGUUUUUUGUUUUUUUUUUGUUUUUUACUUUGCUGUGAUUAACGAAGCAUUACAAAAAUAUCGUUCCUAAAGCUGAAUAGUUCAUAAGUAACAUGCAUUAAAAUACAGUAUGUUUCGUUAAAUGGCAUCUCUUCAUAGAGAAAACUUUUUUCACUAUAGGACCUUAGCCCUAUGUUUGUAAAAUGUGAACUUACAAAUGUUUGAUAACCGUGACAACUCCAAGAAUACAAUGCAAUAUUUUUUGUCAGUGAUACUUCAUCUCCGUGUUUAACAGAGGUUUCCUAAUGCGCCUUUACUGUAGUUUUCACGUAGCAUUUAGAACAAAUAAAUAAUCAAGGCUUCAAUAGAAACCAUUGAGUUUACAAAAUA